Molecule: messenger RNA, 638 nt
Organism: Tribolium madens (black flour beetle)
Lineage: Eukaryota; Metazoa; Arthropoda; Insecta; Coleoptera; Tenebrionidae
Product: transmembrane protein 138
Exons: 4
Coding region: 80-565 (161 amino acids)
Cellular component (GO): cilium
Source: RefSeq, a predicted model, not a curated record
AAUCAAUACUGAAACCUGAAAAUGUCAACAUAAACAAAUGUCAUAUUGUAACAAAGUUUUAACUAAAACAAGUUAAAACAUGAAGUUAACAAUAAAACGCUACCGUGUAAUGCUGGCAUUACAAACCGUGCUAUUUCUUGUUGAUUUUUUUAUUAACAUAUUUUCAGUCCUUGUGCGGCAAAAUAAUGGGCUUUCUUUAAUACUACUAAUAAUUCAAUGUGCUUGUCUUGUUAUCUCAUUGGGGACACUAUUUGUGUCAUUUUUUUCAACUUAUGCUUUCCAAGCCGGUCUUAUUGACCUUCUUUAUGAAAAAUUCCACGUUAGCUUGUUAAUAUUUUUAUUGUACUUUUUUAUGACUAUAUUUCUUCAAAUAUGGUUUUUGGUCGUCCAGUGGAACAACACGGCGAAAUUUAUGUGGACGACCCCACUUUUUAUCCUAUUUAUCGGUCAAAGGACUCUAACUCCGAUUUAUUAUUACUUCUACAAGCGCACGAGUUUACGAAUAAGCGACCCGAGGUUUUACGAAGACGUGUGGAACCAAAACCGGAUAGAAAACUCUCAAUAAAGUCUUAAAGUCUUUAUUUUAUUUCAUUUAUAAGCUCAUUUUUCUGCAAGUUGGCUAACGUCAUCCCAACACU